Hemicordylus capensis (graceful crag lizard) is the source of this 1495-nucleotide messenger RNA. It is a transcript of the gene RBMX2, whose product is annotated as RNA binding motif protein X-linked 2. Gene Ontology annotation, biological process: mRNA splicing, via spliceosome. Bases 153 to 1055 code for a protein of 300 amino acids. Gene Ontology annotation, molecular function: RNA binding. Lineage: Eukaryota; Metazoa; Chordata; Lepidosauria; Squamata; Cordylidae. The transcript is spliced from 6 exons. The record is from RefSeq and is a predicted model, not a curated record. Gene Ontology annotation, cellular component: precatalytic spliceosome; catalytic step 2 spliceosome; U2 snRNP.
UCUCUAUGGUUCUAGGAUAAAGACGUUGGGGGAAAACUGGAGAAGGAAGGAUCGAGAUUGGCUCUCCGGAAAGCGGAGGCGGGAGCAGAUUCGCCCCGCCUGCUGGGAAGUGGGACGCAUGCGCACUUCCUGGAGGAGGAGGAGGAGGAGAAAUGAAUCCAUUGACCAAAGUGAAGCUGAUCAAUGAGCUGAAUGAGCGUGAGGCAGAGCUGGGCGUGCAAGAGAAGGUCUCUUGGCAUUCAGAGUACAGCGACAGCGCCUGGUUGUUUGUGGGAGGUCUGCCUUAUGAGCUGACAGAAGGUGACAUUAUUUGUGUCUUUUCACAGUAUGGGGAAAUUGUGAACAUCAACCUUGUACGGGAUAAGAAGACAGGAAAAUCCAAAGGUUUCUGCUUCAUUUGCUAUGAAGAUCAGCGAAGCACCAUUCUUGCAGUUGACAAUUUUAAUGGGAUCAAGAUCAAAGGAAGGACCAUUCGUGUGGACCACGUGGCAAACUAUCGCCCUCCAAAAGACUCUGAAGAUAUUGAUGACAUCACAAAGGCCCUCCGGGAAAAAGGAUGUGGGGUUAAAACGCCUCCUCCCAGUUCCCCAGAAUCCUCUGAAGACAAUGAGGUGGAAGUGAAGAAACACAAAAAAGAGAAAAGCAAGAAGAAGAAGAAGAAGAAGGAAAAGAGAGAGCACCGGAAGCGUGUGAAAGAGGAACAGUCCGCAGAGGCGCCGCCUGUGAAAGCCAAGAUCAAAGUGGAGAAGGAGGACCCGGGCUACGAACGCUUCGCGGGCACAAGUCGGCAGAACUGGAGCACUUCUGGGCCCAGGCAUGCCAGCCGGGCACAGCCGGAGCCGGAGCCGAAGCACGAGCGCGCGCGAGAGAGGUCUUGGGAGAGGGGCCGUCAGGAGCAGGGAGCACCCCACCGCGCUCACAGUGAGGAGAAGCACCAGAGGGUGGACGUCCCCAGAGACCGACUCAGAGCAGCCGAAGGCAGAAGAUCCCGAGAGCGGUGGGGAGGCCGGGACAAGCCGUCUUCCAGGGAGAAGGAGGCCUCCAGCUGCUCCUGACUGGCUGGCCCCGUUCCGUCCCCGCAGGUAGGAAGAGAGAUGCUGUGUUCCCAGUAACAGGGAUUCCCAGAUAUUGACUACCACUCCCAGAACCCCCAGCCAAAGGCCAUGGCAGCUGGGGACUCUGGUGGGGGGGGGGGUUGUCGCCAACAACCUCUGGGAAUCCCUUACAGGAGACUCUGGUGGUGACCUUGCUGAGGACAGAGGAGCCCCGCUGGCUGGUAUGAAUCUUUGCAGGGGGAGUGGGCCGUGCGUGUGUCUGGGUCCUUUUGUUGCUGUGUUACCCUCUUUGGAAGAAAGAGGCAUAAGGAACAGAAGCUGAACUUGUAUUGGUUCCUUUGGCUGCAAGGCAGGAUGAGUACAUCGACUGCAUCUUGGACAGACUGCUGUGACUUGCUUUUAAAAAAAAUCUUGGCUUAAUAAACCCAUUUUGAACAGUU